Metarhizium acridum CQMa 102 is the source of this 804-nucleotide messenger RNA. The record is from RefSeq and is a predicted model, not a curated record. Lineage: Eukaryota; Fungi; Ascomycota; Sordariomycetes; Hypocreales; Clavicipitaceae.
AUGGCGUACCUGUACCUCUCCAUUCCGUUUAUCCAAAUCUUAAAGACCACGGCGCCAGCGGUGAUGCUAUUUGUUGCCUGGGUAGCUGGCACCGCAAAUCCUACAUUUGCCACGGUUCUGAAUAUCCUAUGGGUUGUCAGUGGUGCUAUGCUUGCCUCAACAGGCGAGAUACAGUUUUCAACAGUAGGAUUUCUAUAUCAGAUGGGGGGCAUUGUUGCCGAAUCGAUUCGCCUCAUUAUGAUUCAGCUUCUGCUGAGUAGUGAUGGGCUGAAGAUGGAUCCCCUAGUUGGACUGUACUACUUUGCUCCUGCCUGCUGCUUGAUGAAUUUUCUUAUUGCCUUGCCUACAAAUGAGGCGGUGGAUAUCUCCUGGCAUGCUGUGCAGGAUGUAGGAGUGGGCCUACUAUUUCUUAACGCGCUCAUUGCGUUCAUGUUGAACAUUGCAAGUGUUUGUCUGAUAGGGCAAACAUCUGGCUUAGUAAUGACACUUGCAGGAAUUUUGAAGAACAUCCUGCUUGUUAUUGUGUCCGUCAUGAUCUGGCAUACGCAUAUUACGAUUCUGCAGGCUGUGGGCUACACGAGUGCCCUUGCUGGUUUGGUAUACUAUUCGCUAGGGUACGAUCAAUUGCUCGAGGCGAGCCAGGCUGGUGCAGCAUGGAUAAUUAGUCGUUGGAGAGGCACGUCAGUUUACGGCCCCAGCUCAAUAAGUAUGAAGACACGACGGGUUAUUUUUGCGGCUUUAAUUAUCAUGACGGGGCUGCUGAGUCAUCGAGUUAUCAUUUCGGUCAAACCGCGCGAUUGUUAA